GUAAUUGUAAACUGUUGUAAAGAAUCAUAAAUAAUUUGCCUACUGUCGCUCCCCCAUGCAUGGACCAUUAAUUCUCACAUCAGCACUAGCCGCAAACGAAACGUGUUCUGAAACUUGAAGGCCUUGAAGGAAAGAAGUUUGUAGACUCUCCAAAAUACACAAGAAACACUUAAAUUGGAGAUGGAAUCAUACAGCAAUUGCAAAGAACUUUGGGCUGACCUGUCUGCCACAGGUGUAACUCUGAGUGAGGACAACGUCAAUCAGAUAUUACAAACUCGCAAAGAUCAGCUGCUGAACGGCAUCCUGUGUUUCAAGAAGUCAAAAAGUGAAACUGCUAAAAGGCCAAAUGCUAGCACAACUGAAUCAAAAAAUGUCAAGACUCUUAUUAAUCUCAUCUCAGACACGAUUAGUGUCGACAGUGAAGUUGCGCGAAGAAUGCUGGAGCAAUACUUGAUGUACCAAUUUAGGGGCGAGGGACGCACCAUUGAACGCUACCUUUCGGACACAGUUCUGAAAAUGGGUCUGCUAGCUGACAUCUGGACCUCUGUGUUGCGAGAGAGCAUUUUCCUGCUGCACAGCGUCAAACUGAUACUCUCGCCACCAGCAGAACAUCCCUACAAAGCUCUAUUUGACAGUUUUGCCGAAGGUUUAGAUGCUGAUGUGGUCAUGGAAAAACUUCUCGCGCAACUUGAGUGUCUCUUGGAAGAGUCACCGCCCACAAUAAAAACUUUGGAAGACGAGUGGAUUGCUUCAAUGCUGUCGCGACGAAUGAUCUUGUGCCAAUCAUUCAUGCUCCUGAAGAAGAUAGCGCCAGUCAAAACUGUCGUUAAACUAAUAAAUCUAUUUAAGGAGAAAAAAUUCAGUCAACAACUUACUAGCGAGGGACACAAAAGUCUUGCAUCCUUAGUGAGCUUCAGCCAAACAUGCCUUCUGAUUCAUUUGAUCCUGCAGUUGCCAAAACUAGAAAACACCGACUUGGUGAAAGAGAAGAGUGCCAUAGCUCAGCUACGUGAGAUUGUUUGCAGUCUUGAAAGCAAGAAUGGAGGCCUUCUCAAACUUGCAUACAACGCCUCCUUCUACACUGGCCCAGAAGACGAUGCGAUGGCGCUUGUCGUGUCUGCUUUCGAGGAAGACCAAUUUGAAUAUAUUCACGCAAUUUUGACUGCAAUCAAUGACACUGGAGAUUCUGUAAUGAUCGCAAAGGUUUCACUCAUGUUCUUUGAGCUGCUGGAUGUGAUGGUUGACCGAUACUAUGUCACUGGAUUCAGCAACUUUCCCAUGUUCUUCAGCACUUGUGCUUUGAUAUUGAGCCAACCUAACACCGGUGCCAUUCUUUGGGGACAAGAUGAAUGCUCCCUGCGAGCCCUGUUCAGGCUCAGCCUGGAUUACUUCCCACACCUGUCACAGCGAAUCUUGCAUCUACUGAUUGCUUCAGCAAAAGCAGACAAACUUAACGAGAUGUUAAAGAUAAUCGCAGAUGUGGACAUGUACACUGAGGAGAAAAGUGUUAAUAGCAUUAGCGUUCUCUUGGGCCAAGACAAUGAUGUAAGCCUAGUGGACGACAUGUCCGUCAUGGAUAGUCUGCUCACUAUUCCAGCUGGAACGCAAGGCGUAAUUUCGCACCAAAACUCUCCCCAUCCGCUGGUUCACUGGAGCAUCAGAUACAAUUUUUGGGACGCUCUCUACAACCAAUUGAUCAAGAUUAAUGCAGAGCUUCGCCGCAACCAAAGUUUCAAUCUUGAGAAGGCGCUUCUCAUUCUGAAAUGCAUCCACUCUGUUCUGGAAGCAGGAAUACUUGAUGACUAUAACAUGACUAAUACUAUUCACGAGUCGUUUCUCCUCAUAGAAAUUGCGUGCCAAAUGAGCGUUCCCCCAGCUGAACUACUGGCCCAGGGCUUAGAGAUUUUGCGAGCGCUGAUGCACGCACACAAGAGCCGUGUUUGCGAGAUGGCUGCUCAAACGCGACUGGUGCCUUGUUGGUUGGGUCCUGGGCCGCCAUCACUUCUCGGCCAGGUUGAGUAUGGCGUCUGGCAGCAUCUGCUCCUUGGACUGCACAUAACGCCGGCCAUGAGCUCCUUGCUUAAGGCUUACCUGCGGUUUUUGAUUGUACUUGCUGAGAGCGAUUCUUCUGAUGCAUCAUGCGAGAGUGUUUUGGCAGCAGGAUUCCUGGUUGUCACUCAAAAUAUUUUCCCAGGACACACCGAGUGGUUGUAUCCGAGACUGAGAGAUGAAGAGACGAUUGGUGUGCUUUGUCUGCAGUUCACCCAAGCGCUUAUCAACAAGGGAGAAAAUUGGGAAAAACUAGUUGUUGAGUGCCUUCUGAAGACUAAAGCAAGCAUGACGCUGAUGCAGCUUGCAGCCUCGGGCGAGGAUCACAUUGAAAACAUACUAGUAAGAGAGUCUUCUUUCUACUCAACAAGAUCAAGAAGACUGCUGCUCAAGAUCAGACUGAGUCUUUCUCUACUGAACCAAGCACUGCUGAAAAGACACAUAGUUCUGGGUGAAUGUAGCAGGGACUGUAUCCUGCUCCAGCAAUUGAGUAGCAGUCACCAGGUUGAGUCUGACAACUUUUACUUCCGUCUGAGCCUCUACCUGCAGUCACGCCUGCAUCCUUACCUGCCCACGCUGGCGGUCAAAGUCCUGCAGCAGGUGUUUGAAGUGUUGCCAGUGUCGCUUAGGUUUUACCUUCGAAUGGAUGACACUCUGAUCCGCAACACGCUUGAGAUGCACCUCCUUGCCCACGACUCAUUUCCUCCCCUCAGGGCAGCUCUCCUCGACCUACUCACCAAUUGUGUCAGGACAAGCACCCAAUCCGCAUUGUUGGUCCUUAUGUUCACUGAACGAAGCAAAGAAAAGGAGGUGCAAGCGCUCCCACCUGAAGGAGCCAAGUCGGACACUCUGGACUUCAUUUUAAGCACUUUGCAAGAGGCCAAAGAAGACCCAACUACAGUUCACAGCGAAGUUUACAAGGCAGCAGUUGACUUUUGCGAGGCGUGCUGGGUUGCACCGGUUUUGUAUGUCCUCAAAAGCAUUGUGAGCAGCAAAAACUUCUGGGAAGUCUUCACCACUCCUCUACUGAAAUACGAAAUAAGCAACGAAGAGCAAUUUCUCCAACUGCUGAGGGUUCUCUACAUAGAAAUUGUUCGACCAAAGUUUCCACCUGAAGAGCUGGACAAGGCACUGAAGAAUUUUGCCCAGAAUCGCCUGCUUCAGUGGAAUACUUUCGUCAUGGAAAAGUUGAAAGAUAUUGGUGACGAGAGCGACGCGAAAAUCGACUCUUUGUGCAGAGUUUGGAGCAACUUAAUAGUCGCACUCUUAAAGAAAAGGAAGACUUUGCUUGACGACCACUGCAUUUGUGAGCUGACUGAAGCGCACCUCGACUUACUCAUCCACAGUCUCUCUGAGGUUGGGGAUAUUCCUCACGCAGUGAUUUCAACCCAAGUUCUCCUCCACUUGGUCACCUCUUCCUCAAGUUUCAAAGACUUGGGCGAUAGUUUUACUGAGAAAGUGGUCAAACUUGCUGAACUGGUGGGCAGACGGUACUCUUACAUGAAACCAGCUACCAGAACUACGCUCCUGUCCAUUCUGGUGAAGAGUCUUACAUGUGAAGCGUUUAGUGCUCAGCAAGCCAAUCGGUCUGGAUUUGACAGUCACGUGUGUGACAUUGUCAGCAAGGAGAGUAUGGAAGGUCGUCGCUUGGGGCUGCACAAGGGCGGCGAAACCAUGGCUUACGUCUUAGUCUUGCGUCUGCUUCAAGUUUCUGGCGAUAAGCUGUUCAAUUUUGGCUCCGAAAUGAUGUUCUCCUGCUUGGUGAAGGAUGCUGUUUCAUUGAUUAGGGAGAGGAAAAGCGCAUUGUGCCCCGAAAUCAUUCUCAAGACCCUGGUACUGGCAGCUUCAACCCCAUCGCUUUCUGCUAAGAUUGGACCCGCUAACUUGAAGCUCAUGUGGAUGGCUUUGCUAGAUCUCAAAGUUGACAUGGCUGGAAACAAAGAUGCUGCCGAGUGGGAUGUAGUUUAUGAGCAGGGAGUGUACCUUGCUAGCGCCAUGGUGGACACCAACCAGCAGUCAUGCCGAGCAGAGGUGGCCACCUUCCUGGUGGACCACAGGGCUCACUUAAUUUCCCGGCUGGUGUCAAUGCGAAGCAGCCAGGAUCGCAAGACUCUGAUGAUCAUCUCCCAAAUCGUCCACUUGCUGGCUUCUCUGUCUGCACAGCUCUGCCGCCACCAGCACGCUCUCCAAACAUAUGUGAUGGGAGUGCUUGCCUGUUUGAACCUGGUCUUGACAUUCAUGGUGCGACCAAAGGCUCCUUUGGAAUCGGGAUCCAAGGCAUCUAUGCAACCCGCGCAACCCUGGAAAUCUGUCAAUGAGAAGAGUAAUUUGCUCAUGUCUGUUGCGGAAGGAUGUGUACAGUUUCUUCUAACGGUGUGCCAGCCAUCAGGCCAGUUGUCUCGCCGAACUCUCUUUGCAGACUGGAGACAGUGCCGGCUGGUGUUAAUUGAUGACGGCAUGGAUCAUUUCACUCAAAAUACUGUGACUGGUCAUUCAUUCACUUUUAGCAAUAUGUUCAAUCUGGCAACAAACUGCUUGCUUUUUGUGGACCAACUAAGGACUUACUCACGAAGCCAGUGGUACAAUGAGCCAGAUCUUGCCCUGGCGGAUGAAGCUGUCACACUCAGGGUCAUGAAAAUUUGCAUCGACCUGCUUCUGCAGCAGGCUAGAGUGAAAAUUUUGCAGCAACCCGACUGCAUCACUUUCAGAACAAACUUCAAACAUGACAUGGAAAACGUCAUCGAAAUGAUAAAGAUGAAAAUUUUUAACAAAAACGAAGUAAGAAAUGUGCGUCGGGAUAAGACUCUUUCGAACAGAGCCUUGCUCAACCUGUCUGCAGAUUCUUCCCGUCUAGUGGCCAGAUAACUGAAAAAAUUCAUAUUGAAGUGCCUCUGCUGUUCGCAGUUAAAUUAGUUCUUUCUAUAUUAUUAUUGCUUAUUUUUGUAAAGCAGUGAAAAUUUCAAAUAAAUUACCAUUAAGUUCAAAUAAUA
Molecule: messenger RNA, 5039 nt
Organism: Cloeon dipterum
Lineage: Eukaryota; Metazoa; Arthropoda; Insecta; Ephemeroptera; Baetidae
Product: nucleoporin NUP188-like
Exons: 24
Coding region: 181-4914 (1577 amino acids)
Biological process (GO): RNA export from nucleus; protein import into nucleus
Cellular component (GO): nuclear pore inner ring
Molecular function (GO): structural constituent of nuclear pore
Source: RefSeq, a predicted model, not a curated record